AUGGCGAAGACAUGGACUAUUGUGAUUUUCACCGACGAAGAUUCUGUUGAAGUAGUUCCGUCAAAUUGGAUAGUAAAUGACAAAUGUUAUUGGCCAUCGACGCUUACAUCUGAAAAAUUGAAGGCUGCAAUAAAACAUCACGAUGCAGUUAAUACUUCUUGGCCUUCAUAUCCUAUCCGGCUUAUACGAAAUGGAACUUUCGAUGAUUAUUCAACAGCAGAAGAAAAAUGUAAAAAGGCGGAAUAUUCGUCCGAUGUAAAUUCUGACAGAUCUAACAAUAAGCAGAAUGAUAGAUCUGACAGAAAUAAAAGGAAAAUAAUAAAAAAAACGUUCGGCUCUUCAUUUGAUGAGGACAAUCUAUCAUCAUCAGACGAUAACAAUAAUUUACAGACUAAAUUGCCGACUCCUCCACGUUUAACAAAUGACACCAGUACUUUUAUAAAUAGAACAAAGCCGAAAAAAAGGAGUGAAGCUAUUAAUAACGAUAGAAUUCGAAAUGAAAAGUUUGAAAGAAACUUAUUACAAUCAAUUGAAAAAUAUUUUAAAGAGAUUAUCCGCCAACAAAAUAUACUAAAAGCCAGCAUGUGGCAAUAUACAGAUUCGCUUCACGAAUUAACCACAUCGGUUAAUAGUAUUCUUACGAAUAAGGUAGCUCAUCAAGUGGAGGAAACAACAACUUCAUUCUUCACAAUGUUCAAUUUUCCGUUACAAGACGAAGAAAACUUAAUCCGCGUUGAUGAAUACUUAAAUGACGAGAAAAAUUUUAACGUUGCGAUGAAUGAACUUGCAAAAAUUGGUGGAAGUUCUGUACACAAUUUUACUCAAAGGGCUAUGCAAAUGUUGAUUACUAAUGACCUUGCAGCAACUUACAGCUGGUUGGGAAGGCGAGCCAAAAAACUUUUAACAAAUUAAAUUUAGCGGAUUUAAUAAUUGGUUCUGUCAAAAAAAGCAUCCCAAAUUCCACUAAUAAAGAGUGCGAAGAAGCAAUCCAAAAGUGGUUAAGGAGAGCCAAAGAACGUAGUAAUAAUAAUAGAAAACGUGGAGAGAAUAAUAAUGAUAUUGAGGAAAAUAAUCUUUAAUUGCACACACGAGAAGUUACUGUGGGAGACCCUCCUACUAUAGUGCAGAAACUGCGUGAAGAUUUGGCUGAAAAUUAAUUGGUGAAAUCAUUUAUUAGCAGCAACGUACCACAG
Messenger RNA from Wasmannia auropunctata (little fire ant), 1193 nucleotides. RefSeq lists its product as uncharacterized. Lineage: Eukaryota; Metazoa; Arthropoda; Insecta; Hymenoptera; Formicidae. The transcript is spliced from 6 exons. The record is from RefSeq and is a predicted model, not a curated record. The coding region runs from base 1 to 912 and encodes 303 amino acids.